Selaginella moellendorffii is the source of this 1387-nucleotide messenger RNA. Its product is annotated as NAD(P)H-dependent 6'-deoxychalcone synthase. Gene Ontology annotation, cellular component: cytosol. The transcript is spliced from 6 exons. The coding region runs from base 387 to 1301 and encodes 304 amino acids. Gene Ontology annotation, molecular function: aldose reductase (NADPH) activity. NCBI's taxonomy places the organism in Eukaryota, Viridiplantae, Streptophyta, Lycopodiopsida, Selaginellales, Selaginellaceae. The record is from RefSeq and is a predicted model, not a curated record.
CUUGGGAUCACUAAUGUAUGUGUUGGAAUGGAAUCAUCUGCAGUAGAGAUUGCCACGCAAAUCGAAAGGGAAAGGAGCACGUUGCUCGUAGCACUGAGAGAAAAGGGUGCUCAACAAGAAUUGGUGGCACUAAAUUUUGGAGGGAGUUACUGGUGUAAGUAAAUGCUCGGCCCAGUCUGUCGAUGGUGAUGUUGGCUUCGAUUCUUUGGCUGGUUUUCUAGUUUUUUUUAUUUUUUUUUAUUUUUUAUAUUUUCUUGUCGUACUUCGGUUUUUCUUCAGAAGCAACCCGGAUAAAUUUCUAGUGUGUUAGGUUUGGUGGAUCCUCUUCAAGAAGGAGUGAUCUCAUCUCCUCUUAUCAACUCGCUUGGUUUGUUUUCGCCUUCUUCAUGGAAACAGUGACGGAGGCGAAUCAUCGACAGCAUUUACUGUUUAAAGUUCCUGUGGUGAUUCUCAACACUGACGCCUGCAUUUCAGCUCUGGGCUUCGGCAGCGAGGCACCUGGCUCUGCAAGCGAGAUUCAGGAUGCUGUUGUCUCGGCUCUGAAGAUGGGCUAUCGACAUUUCGACACUGCAGCUGCUCAUGGCACGGAAGAAGCCGUCGGGAAGGGCCUCAAGAAGGGAUUUGUGGAUGGCCUGGUGAAACGCGAGGAGGUUUUUGUGACAUCUAAGUUUCACCUUCUUGAUGCCGGUGAAGUUCGACCUGCUGUUGAAAAGAGCCUCAGCGCUCUACAGCUUGAGUACCUGGAUCUUUGCUUGGUCCAGUCCCCAUCGAAGCUUCUGAAAUCUUGCACAUACCCUCCCAAUCAGCGGGAGAGCGCUUCCCUUCCAUCAAGCGUGCAGGAGAUAUGGGAGGCUCUCGAAGACUGUGUGCAAAGCGGCCUGACAAAGGCGAUGGGUGUUUGCAACUUCUCAGCGAAAAACGUGAAAGAGAUAUUGGAGAGCGCUAGCGUGGUCCCCGCAGUAAACCAGGUUGAGUUGCAUCCUAUGUGGCAACAGAAACAGCUCCGUGAGUUCUGUCAGGGUGUGGGCGUUCGUGUGAGCUCAUGGCGUCCUUUAGGCGGGCAACCUCCACUCUCAGUUGUUAACAAUUCCGUCAUCAAAGAAAUCGCCGAAACCCAUGGAAAGACUCCGAAUCAGAUUGCGCUCCGGUGGUUACUUGAGAAUGGUGUAAUCUCAGUAAUUCAAAGCUACGAUCCAGAGAAACUGCUAGAGUACAUAAAAUUGUUUGACUUCAAGUUCUCUGUUGAGGAUCUUGAGAAACUGGCGAGUCUCGACCAGGAUCUACCAUUUUAUGUGGUUUGAUGGUCGAACGCUUUGCGCUUUUUUUUUUUGUUUUGUUUUGUUUUGUUCUUCAUUUAGUCAACUGUACAGCACAGUGAGCUUCUUUC